AAUGACAAUCAUAAACUUGACUUGAGAUUAGAUGGCUAUGGUAUCGUUUUAGAUUCAUCUGGUUGGCGCCACUACCAGCGUAUAAAUAGGUAACAAAGACAAAUUAAACGGCAGUCUCGUGAAGCAAAAGCAAUCCGGAAAAUGUGUUCCGGUUUACGUUGAAAUCGCGACGAUACAAAGAUAACGACAACGACGAUGAAAACAUGCUGUUAUCGUACAUUUGUGUGAGUCUUGAAAACCUUAUUCGGAUGAACGCGAACGAUCAAUCGAAUUGGCCAACGAACCGUUUCGGACGCAUCGAACGGCAUUGGGAUGAUCGUACGGCAACAAUAACAAAUACACUCAGCUAUGCUAAGCCACGACCUUGGGCGCGUUUUCACCGAGCCCGUGUCGAGGGCACUUCCGGUCUAGGUGUCGGAUAAAUAUCCGUUGAUCCGGAGGAUUUCAAUCAAGUCACUCUCGAGUCACCGCAAUGAUGUUCCAACGGAUCGCAGCUCUCCUGAUCGUCGGAUCAAGUGCGUCAACCGCAUUCGUCCACUCCUCCAACCAGCAGUCCAGCCAUAAAUCGGAAUCUAGUUACAGCAGCAGUUCUUCACAUCAUGGUGGAAAUUCAUACAGUUACGUCAGUCAAUCGGCCCAGGGUCCAGGUUAUAGUUACAGUUACAGUCACUCCGGUAGCGGAUCUCCAUUGUUUUUACCUGAAUACGCUGCUGGAUAUCAUUUAUACACCCCUCUAAUCAUUCCAUCACUGGACUUUGAUCUAGAUUUUGAUUUGGAUGAUGAUCUAGAUACUGAUUUAGAUUUCUAUAUUGACACAGACUUGGAUUUAGACAUAGAUUUAGAUUUCCCGGGAAUUGAAUACGGACUCGGUUAUAUUGGAAAAUAUGGACACUGGUAUAGAAAACCAAGAUAUGGAUUUUCCAAGUUGUACAAUAGUAUCGAUGGAGAUUUUUGGAAUUAUGGAGGAAAUUACGGAUACGAUCAUAUAGCACCAUUACAUUAUGGAUCACUUAAUUUUUUCAAAUAAUUAUAGUCAAAUAGUAAAUUAUACUAUUUAUUUAUUUAUAAUACAUAUUUAAUAAUUUAUUUAUCAUGUUAACAUGCCUUUAGGUAUAUGAUCUGACCAUUUUUUAAAUGUUAUCAGUACUUAAUCUAUUGUAUAAUAGACAUCAUGACGAUUUAAAACGACGUUAUUUACAUACAAGACUUAAAAUAAAUUCGUAUUUUUCUAUAAUACUUUAUUGUAUAAAUCAGUAUUCAUUAUAUUUAUGGAACUAAUAGAUACUUUAUGUAUUAUUAUACUACUUAUAUUUGUACACCAUGCAAUAAAUAUAAUAUAUUAUUAUGUUUAAAAAUAUUUUUGUAAUUAAUUCCAUUGCAAAAUAAUAUAACACAUGCAGGGACGAUAUGAAUAAUAACAUUAACAA
Molecule: messenger RNA, 1427 nt
Organism: Rhopalosiphum padi (bird cherry-oat aphid)
Lineage: Eukaryota; Metazoa; Arthropoda; Insecta; Hemiptera; Aphididae
Exons: 2
Coding region: 473-1027 (184 amino acids)
Source: RefSeq, a predicted model, not a curated record